Paramecium sonneborni is the source of this 2081-nucleotide messenger RNA. NCBI's taxonomy places the organism in Eukaryota, Ciliophora, Oligohymenophorea, Peniculida, Parameciidae. The record is from the annotation of a GenBank genome assembly.
AUGAAAAUGGAGAGAUCUCUCUAUCUAAAUGGUAAACCACUUGUUUAACCUCCAUUAACAAUUGACCAAUAAUUAAAUGAUCGUCUUGCUAGAACUGGAUACAAAAUAGAAGAUAUAAAUAGACUCAAUGAACGUCCAACAUUAUAAAUUGUAGUUAUAUUAAUAAUACUCAAAGAUUGAUAUCGAUGGAUUAACUUCUGGAUACUUAAAUAAUAACUAAAUAUUCUAAAUGCUUAAACAAUAAAUUAUGAGUUGGAAUGAAAAGGUUACUCUUCAUAGAGCAUAAUAAAUUGAAUUAAAAGACCCAUUUGUGUAUGAAAACCUUUUUAGAUAAUUGAAGAACUCAUUACUUGAAGUAGUAAGUACCAGAAAUAAAUAACAGCAAUUAGAGUUUUUAGAGAAAGUUUCAACUUGGUUCUUUCGUUAAUUACCAAAAUCAUAAAAAUAACAAUUAUCUUAGUCUCUUGUAGAAAAGAAAGACAAUGUAACUUAUUAUUCAUAUUCUAAGAUAUUGUCAUAUAAUCCAAAUCCUUAUAAUGAAAGUAUGUAUGCAUCUGGAAUUGAAGAUUACACAUCUAAAUGUAGAUCAAUGCACCCAGAUUUAGAUCCUCCUGAAGACAGAGUUAAAAGUUAUCACAGAAAGAAUCUACUUUCUGAUACAAGUACAAGACCUGGUACAACUCCAGGAAUAAUGGGUUUUUCACAACAUACAAGGCCUUAAACAUCAUAAACUACUUAUAAAAUGGUUGAUUAAGUUGAUAAACUAUCAAGACCAAGAACGAAUUAAUAAUAUUCGGCUAUAAAAUAAUAAUCGUCUUGGAUGUAUGAUACAAAUUGUCCAGUUUUUGAAACUUUUGAAGAGUAAUAAAAAAGUACUAGACGUUAAAUUUAAAGGGAGGAAUCUCCUCUUAAAGCUGAUAAACCUAGUGAUAGAAAUAAAUUAGAUUAAAUAGAAGGCAUUGAAUAAGAGUAAGAUGAAGAUGAAGAAUAAUCUCCUGACAAAAUAGAUGGUUCAUAAAAAAAUAUAUAAUCUCAAAAAGAUAUUUCUCCAAAGAAAAAAAAAAAGAAAAAAGAAAGAAAUGAUAAAUAUAUCAGUAUUGCACCUGAAUUAAAGACUUAUAAAACUGAUAAAGACACUUAAUUAGCAUAUUAAGUUGGUUAAAAUCAAAGACUUGGAGAAUUCUAAGGUACAUUUCAUAAUUAUGAUCCAACUAAUCAUGAAGAUAGAAUGGCUGCAGCUAGACUUAAUUAAUAUUAUUAAGAAUAAAGAAUAAAAGAAAUUAAAGAAUAAAGAGAAGAUAUUGAAAUGGUUUAAAAUAUGAAAGACUGGGCAGCAAACAAAAGUAGAAUAGAUGAAAUAAUCCUAUAAUCUGAAUAUGUAUAAAUAUGUUUAUAAUAUGAAUAGCUAUAAUCUUUUGGAUCUCAGUUCUCGAAUAUUGGUAUCAAAUCAACUGAAAUCUAUGAAUCUAAGAAAAUGGAUCUUGCUGAAGAAAAAGCCUAUGCUAAUUAUUUAAAUAAAACUUCAUAUCCAAAAGGUAGAAUGGUCUAAAGUGCUAUUCCAAUAACUAAAAUAAUUGAAAAUACUGUUAUGCCAACAUAAGUAGAUGAUGAAGCUGAAGACUUUUAAUCUAAAAAUGCUUAUUUAGAAUAUAGAAUUAAUUCAUAAAGACUUUAAUCCUUAAAAAGAGCAAGAGCCAGUUGGUUACCUGGAGGUAUAUAAAAUCAUCCUAGUGUUGAAAAUAUUCAAAAUAAUCGUACUUUAUCUUCUAGUUGUUUUAGAAAUGCUUAACCAACUAAAUAAUUUAGUACUAUUUUUAAAAGUCAUAGUAUUAAAUCUGAUAUAGAUAAAUAAGUAUUUUAUAAUUAUUUAAAUUUAGAUAAGUGAAAUUAAUGGAUUGAAAAAUAGAUUAGCAUCUGAAAAAAGAUUUGUUCCUAUCACUAUACUAUAAAAAUCUCUUGUAAUUCCUUAAGGACAUCUAAAUCCUUAAAAAGUACCACUUCCAAAACCUGGUAUUAUGUUAGCUAAUAUUCCUGAUACAAGUAAAAAAACUAGAGGUAAAAAAAAGAAAUCUAAGAAAUGA